This is a messenger RNA of Trichobilharzia regenti, 1515 nucleotides long. The record is from the annotation of a GenBank genome assembly. NCBI's taxonomy places the organism in Eukaryota, Metazoa, Platyhelminthes, Trematoda, Strigeidida, Schistosomatidae.
CCUACUUUCUGAAAACGGUCCAUACAUGAGUUGACGCGGAAUACAUUUGACCAAAACCGUGUUGUAUGUCUAAUGACCACAUAAGGCCUAAGCAGAGUUCACAUGAUGUAUUGGCUAUGCGUUCAGCUAACCUGGAAAAUGGCCGGCCAACUCUUGUUUAGAUUUCUCAACCCAGCUACUCUAAUUAUUACUCCUCAUUAUUGGUGGGCAGUUUUUAACUUCAGACUGGCAACACUUGUAAAGGGACCUAGUCUUGUAAAUAAUCCAUACUCUUGGAAUAAGCUCGGAAAUGUGCUUUACUUGGAGUCUCCAGCCGGUGUAGGAUUCUCCUAUUCUCUUGAUGGUAAUGUUACCACUGAUGAUGAUGAGACGGCAUUAAAUAAUCACCAUGCCCUACUUCAUUUCUUAGACAAGUUUCCAGAAUAUGAAGGUCGUAAACUGUAUGUCACUGGUGAGAGUUAUGGUGGUGUUUAUGUGCCUACACUGGCAUUACUGCUCAAAGAUUCACCAAGAUUUAAACUAAGGGGUAUUGCAGUCGGUAAUGGAUUGACAAGUUACAAAUUAAAUGAUAACUCCUUUUUAUAUUAUAUCAGAUAUCAUGGUUUCAUUGGUGGAAGUUCAUGGAAUGAUCUACUCGCUAAAUGUUGUGCUGAUCAAUGCUCAACGUGGUGGUGUGCAUUCACUGAUAACAAAACUAGAGAAUGUCAACGUAUUAUCAGUCAAUUAGCUGAAGGACCCUUAAAGGGUAUAAAUAGAUACAAUAUAUACUCGAAAUGUGCUGGAGGUGUGGAUAGGCUGUUUCAGCAAAGUAUGCCUAGUAGGAGGUCUGUUGGCGAAAACUCCUCUACUCGACAACCCUCUAAUCCAUACAUCCGUCAUGACUUCGGCGAUAUGUUUCGUGAUAAUCAUUAUAUGAAAUUUCUACGGGAUUUAAAGUCUGCACUACGUCGUAAUUUGACGACACGUUUAACUGUAGCAUGUGUAGACGAUACACUGAUACGUAGUUAUUUAAAUUCACCUGUUGUUCGUCGACUUAUCAAUGUAAAACCAGAUGUGCCAAAGGAAUGGGAUAUAUGCAGUGAUGAAGUCAAUGGGAAAUACAUCCGCACUUAUGAUGACCUAUCUGAACAGUAUAUGAAACUACUUCAAUCCAGAAUCUCUACACUGAUAUACAACGGUGAUAUUGAUGUGGCUUUUAAUUAUCUCGGUGGUGAGAUGUUUGUAGAUAAUUUGAAAUUAAAGCCUACUUUAUCACGUCGAUUUUGGUUAUAUACGGAGAGUGAUGGUACGAAACAGAUUGGAGGAUACUGGAAAAUGUUUGAAAGUCAUGGCUCAAUUUUGACGUAUGCUACAGUUCGUGGAGCAGGACAUAAAGUGCCAGCAGAUAAACCUGCUGCAGCUUUCCAACUAAUCAAUACAUUCAUUAAUGAGGGUUCAUCAGUUGAACGAAAAUCGAAGAAAAUACACUUAAUCUCAUUGCUAUGUGUAAUUUCUUUUUUUAUUUCAUCUCUAUAA